This is a messenger RNA of Carlito syrichta (Philippine tarsier), 1426 nucleotides long. RefSeq names its product zinc finger protein 696 (gene ZNF696). The record is from RefSeq and is a predicted model, not a curated record. Gene Ontology annotation, molecular function: DNA-binding transcription repressor activity, RNA polymerase II-specific. The coding region runs from base 148 to 1257 and encodes 369 amino acids. The transcript is spliced from 3 exons. Gene Ontology annotation, biological process: negative regulation of transcription by RNA polymerase II. Lineage: Eukaryota; Metazoa; Chordata; Mammalia; Primates; Tarsiidae.
GCGCUGCGGGGGCGGGGCCAGUGGCGCUUCGGGCGUGCUGCUUGGGUGGCAGGUAAGCAGAAAUUGUUCCCACUGCUGGUGUUCUGCAAAGUGGAGUGAGGAGGAGAGGCCCCCAGGCCUGGGUCUUCAGAUGCUAGGAGAGACGUAAUGGAGACCCCCACAGCACAGGCCUCGAGUGGCAGCCAGGCCACCAAAUGUGCCAUCUCAGUUGUAGAGCAAGCAGCUCGGAGCACACGAUUGACACCAAAGCAGGAGACUUCAGAGGGAGAGAGCCAUGGAGAGGCUGUGCCAGCCCCAUUGCGGGACUCUCCCCAGGCACUGGGGUCUCUUGACCUUUGUGAAAAUGAGGAAACUGGAAAGAGGUCCAGAGAUGCCCCUUGGGGCCCAGUCAUUUGUGAGAAAACUGGGAGGCAAAGUGGCCACGAGAAUGGUGUGCCCAAGCCAGACGGCUCUCUGAACACAGGUGCUGUGGCAGAUCAAAGAGGCCAGUGGAAAGGGCGGCCUUAUCAAUGCAACACCUGUGACCGGAGCUUCAAGUGCUAUUCAGAUGUGGCAAAACAUCAGAGCAUCCAUUCUGGAGAGAAACCCUAUGAAUGCAGUGACUGUGGUAAAGCCUUCAUCCACAGCUCACACGUUGUCAGACACCAGCGAAUUCACAAUGGGGAGAAACCUUAUGUUUGUAAAGAGUGUGGGAAAGCCUUUAGCCAGAGCUUCAACCUCAUUCGACAUCAGAGAAUUCACACAGGAGAAAAACCUUACGAAUGUACUGAGUGUGGCAAGUCCUUCAGUCAGAGGUCAGAUGCAAUCAAGCAUCAGAGAAUUCACACUGGAGAAAGACUAUAUGGAUGUAGUGAAUGUGGGAAAACCUUCAUUCACAGUUCAAACGUUGUUCGGCACCAGAGAAUUCACCAUGGGGAGAACCCAUAUGCGUGUAAGGAAUGUGGGAAGGCCUUCAGCCAGAGCUCCAACCUCAUCCAGCACCAGAGGGUGCACACUGGGGAGCGGCCCUACGAGUGCCAGGACUGCGGCCGCGCCUUCAGCCGCAGCUCCUUCCUUAGUGAGCACCGCAGGAUCCACACUGGGGAGAAGCCCUAUGAGUGCAGCGACUGUGGGCGUGCCUUCCGGGCGCUGUCAGGCUUCUUCCGGCACCAGAGGAUCCAUACAGGGGAAAAGCCUUUCCGCUGCACUGAGUGUGGCAAGGCCUUCCGCCUGAGCUUUCAUCUGAUCCAGCACCGGCGGGUGCAUGGCACCGAGUGAGCCUGUGGUGGGGGACUGUGGAGCAGAAGAAAUGGGUGAACAGGAUUGCAGGGGUGGGUGCAACACUUACUGGAGUUCGCCCACAGGCAGAGGUUUGUGUACUCAUUCCACGUGCAGUAAGGAAAAUAAUAAAGCUGUCUCAGUGGUUUAAAUGCUUGCCUCUGUGAAA